Messenger RNA from Rasamsonia emersonii CBS 393.64, 1356 nucleotides. RefSeq lists its product as uncharacterized. The transcript has 2 exons. Gene Ontology annotation, molecular function: FAD binding. Lineage: Eukaryota; Fungi; Ascomycota; Eurotiomycetes; Eurotiales; Trichocomaceae. The record is from RefSeq and is a predicted model, not a curated record. The coding region runs from base 1 to 1356 and encodes 451 amino acids.
AUGUCUGUGCUCAUCAUUGGUGCCGGUCUCGGCGGUCUCUGCCUCGCGCAGGCCCUCAAGAAGCACCACAUCCCCUUCAAGCUGUUCGAAAAAGACGGCCAGCGCGACUUUCGUGCCCAGGGUUACCGUGUGCGCAUCAGCGGCGAGGGCGUCCUCGCACUGCAGUAUGCCCUGACGCCAGACCUCUGGGCCCUCUUCGAGAAGUCCUCCGCUGAAUUUGACCCUAUGGGCGUGCGACUCGACGCUAUCACGGGCAACCAGCUCGACCCAGCAACGACAGCAGCCCUGGGGGCCGGCCCGCGUCCCGCGGUCGACGGCCGUCCCCAGCCGUUCUCCGUCGACCGGAAGACCUUCCGCGCGGUGCUUCUGACGGGGCUCGAGGAGGGGAAGGAGGUGUUUUUCGGCAAGCAACUGACGCAUUACGAGGUGCACGACGGCCGAGUCCGCGCUCACUUCAGCGACGGCACCGUCGAAGAAGGUGCGCUGCUCGUGGGCGCCGAUGGGCUGCGAUCCCAGGUCCGCAGGCAACUCCUGCCACAAUGCCCGCUCAUCGACACGCAGAUGCGCAUCGUCUACGGCAAGACGCCGCUGACCGCCGAGUUCGAGAGGCGAUUCGUGCCGGUUGCCCUCCGGGGCAUGGCGAUAGCUCUGGACCGCGCCGACGAGGCCGCUCCUAAGACGCUGCUGUUCGAGCCGAUGCGCUUCCGCCGUGACGAUGCAGAGGACCUGCAGGUCAAACUGCCGGACGACUACGUCUACUGGGUGUUUGCUGCGCAUCGCGACCUCGUUCCGUUACCGGACGAGCAGACACUGCGACUGGACCACGAGCAGUCGGCGCAACUGCCCCUGACGAUGACGCAGAAAUGGCACCCGUCAAUCCGCGCGCUGUUCGAAGCGCAGGACGUCUCGCAGACGUCGACGCUGCGCAUUUCCUCCGUGCAGCCGGACCUGCCGCCGUGGGAGCCCUCGCGACGAGUCACGCUGCUUGGAGACGCGAUCCACGUCAUGCCGCCAACGGGAGGGGUCGGGGCCAACACGGCGCUGCGGGACGCGGCGGAUCUUGCGCGGCGAAUUGUCGAGAUUGGGGGAGUCGACAAGGUGGACGCCAAACUGAUAGGGGAGUACGAAGACACGUUGCGGAGUUUUGCCAGGACAGCCGUGGCGUGGAGCUGGCAAGGCGGACGAAGGGCGUUUGGAUUGAAGCCGGUCGAGGACUUAACAUCGAAUGGAGUUGACUGUUUCCACCAAGAAGUGAGAAUGCAGGAGGCUAAGCGAGGAAUGCCCGCAUACACCUCCACUGGAAGAUGUGCGAAUAGAGUAGAUAUCAGGCUGGUUAGACUUAUAAAACAACAGUAA